Brassica oleracea var. oleracea is the source of this 1162-nucleotide messenger RNA. RefSeq names its product zinc finger protein WIP4. Lineage: Eukaryota; Viridiplantae; Streptophyta; Magnoliopsida; Brassicales; Brassicaceae. Gene Ontology annotation, molecular function: DNA-binding transcription factor activity. Gene Ontology annotation, biological process: regulation of gene expression; anatomical structure development. The transcript has 2 exons. Gene Ontology annotation, cellular component: nucleus. The record is from RefSeq and is a predicted model, not a curated record. The coding region runs from base 83 to 1162 and encodes 359 amino acids.
GCAUAUAUAGCAUUCUUUGCCCUCUUAACACAAACACCUCAUCUAGAGAUAUCAUACAUUUCCUUAUUCUCUCUGUCUUCUAAUGUCUGAUCCAGCUUGUAUUUUCAACAAUGGCAUUGUCGACGGCUAUGACUAUAGCUUCAACUAUUCCACUUCUCUCUCACACAUCUACAACUCUAAUGGCAGCUUCUAUUACCCUCACAAUACCACAGACAUAAACCCUAAUUCUACUUUACCUGAAUCUCCUCCACUUAGAGAAGCUCUUCCUCUCCUUAGCUUAAGCCCCAUCCAUAAGCAGCAAGAAGAUAUUGUUCCUCAGCAUGAAUACUGUUUCAUGGAGACGACCGAAAACUCUUCUAAUUCAAACUUUCUUAAUCAUAAUCUUGAUCAAUGCCAAGAAAGUACUCAUCAUUAUGAUGUGACCGUGGAUCUUCAUCUAGGGUUGCCAAACCCCGGUGGCGACGCUAUUGGUUACGGGGGUGGUGGGAGCAGCAGCAGCGAUGUCAUCCUUGAUUCUACCGACCAAGAGCAUCAUCAAGAUCGUCAUCAAUAUCAUGGAGUAGAAGUUACACUUGCUUCUGAUCAUCAUCAUGAUGGUCAUGGUGGUGUACAAAGGGGUAGUCAUAAUCACUAUUGGAUCCCUACUCCUUCUCAGAUUCUCAUGGGUCCUACACAGUUCUCUUGUCCUCUCUGCUACAAGACCUUCAACAGAUACAACAACAUGCAGAUGCACAUGUGGGGACAUGGCUCAGAAUACAGAAAAGGACCAGAGUCACUAAGAGGGACACAACCAACGGGGAUGCUGAAGCUGCCUUGCUACUGUUGCGCACCGGGCUGCAAGAACAACAUUGAGCACCCGAGGGCAAGGCCGCUCAAGGACUUCCGUACGCUUCAGACACAUUACAAGCGGAAACACGGUGCGAGGCCCUUUGCUUGUCGUAGAUGUGGAAAGGCUUUUGCGGUCAAAGGAGACUGGAGGACGCACGAGAAGAACUGUGGGAGGCUUUGGUAUUGCUCAUGCGGCUCGGAUUUCAAGCACAAGAGGUCGCUUAAGGACCACGUCAAGGCCUUUGGUAAUGGUCAUGUCCCUUGUUUUGGCAUUGAUUGCUUCGGCGAUCAUGAGGACGAGGAGGCUGCUUCUGAUGUCGAACAGCAAGAAUGA